AAACAAAACGUCACGGUUCAGCAGCCAUAGCACACAAUUGAGGAAGCCUCGCAGGAAAAGAACCAAACGAAAACAAAACGGUUUGUAGGGUUUCAAACCCUCUUCUUCUUUCCAUCCAGCGCAGCUGAUAUAGCUCUCAUUACGCCCUCCGAUCUCUUCCACCCCGAGAGUUCGAGGGUGGCUGCGGGCAGGGAGGUAACAUUCUUCGACGCGGGGUCAGUGUAGAAGGAACGGAGCAGGCGCUGGCUUCAUCCAUGGAUUUGGAUUCCAAUGGUGGCGGCGGUGGCCGGAUGUCUUGCGACUGCUCCUGCCGCUUUUGCGGCUAUGGUUCGCUGGUCUCCUCUAGGAGCGGCAGAUCAUUGAAGCGGAAGAUCGAACUGGUGAGUGAGGGGGCGCGGUGCGGGCAAAUCGUGGACUUGGCUCACGUGGAGAUUGAGAAAGAGGUGGCCGCCCUCCGCGAGGCCAUGGGCAGCCAUCAGCAGUCGAUCCAAGUGCUCUGCUCCGAGCUCGAGGAGGAGCGCUCUGCGGCAGCCACCGCCGCAUCUGAGGCCAUGUCGAUGAUUCUCCGCCUCCAGCGUGAGAAGGCUGACGCCCAGAUGGACGCCCGACAAUUCAAGGGCUUCGCUGAGGAGAAGAUGGCGCACGACCAGCAGGAGAUCGCUCUUCUCGAGGACCUCCUCUACAAGCGGAAUCAGGCUAUCGAAUCCUUCUCCUAUGAAAUCCAGGCUUACCGCCACCGCCUGCUCUCCUUUGGCAUCAGCCCCUACCUCUCCGAGCUCAGCCCCCUUUCCAUUAACUGUGAAGUUAGUGAUUUCCGUGAAAAUGUCACUGCCUUCCCUAACGCGGAACCGGAGAACAAGUACGCCUUUGGCUCUCCGUCUUUCCGAAUGGAGCUCUGCAAGAACGAGUUCUCAGCUGGCGUUGAAUAUGCCUCUGAUACCUGCGGUGGCAGCAAGGAUGACAUUAGUGAUCGGGUAUAUACAAUCGAUGCUUUGAAUGGCGUGGAUGGGGUGGAAGAUGAUCGUAGAAGCAUGCCAAGGGAGCUUGUGAGCAAGAGGGAUGGGAUUUUUGAAGAUACUGAUGAAGCUGAAAUGAGGAGCUUGUAUGCGAGGCUGCAGGCACUGGAAGCCGACAGGGAGUCGAUGAGGCAAGCUAUCUUAUCGAUGGGGAUGGGUAAGGCGCAGGUGGUGCUGCUUAAGGAUAUUGCUCAGCAGCUUUGUGAGGAGGUGAUGCCAGAGAGAAGGGUCGUGAAGAAGCCUCCUUUUGUAGGGAUCUUUCCACUCAUUUCUGCCAUUCAGCCACCGAGCCCUCUUUUCGCACCCGGCGCUCGUACAGCUCCAUUUUGCCCGCCAUUUCGCUCGACUGAGAGGCUGCCUAGGGCAGUUCGGCGCCCACCGGCUUGGCCUUCCACCUUCGUCGACUUGUCAGGGAGGUCGCUGCAGAGCGUCUGUGUCACCAGCAAGAAAUCCAUUGAUUUUAGCCAGAUUUUAGCCUUUCAGUGGCUGGCAUCCUUUUUCUGUUGGAAGAAGAAGUCGUCAAAGUCGUCAAGAAUCAAGUACACGUUUGGGCUAUCUAUUCUCAUCGUUGGCUUAAUGAUCCUUUUAGAGAAAUCUCAGUGCAGGAGGCAGGCAAGAUGUCUUACUAGAGUGCGCAGAGGUGACAACAAUCAUUAGCUCAACUAAUGGAACUGUACUGGAUCACAUGCUUGUUUUCACUAAACUGCAUAAGAAUUCAGAUUGUAUUCCUCUACUUGAAUGCUUGGAGUCUCCUUUGACACUAUCUGGCUCAAUAUCCCACGGGAGGUAAUACCUUUUUUAUACUGUACAAAUUUCCUUGGCCUUAUUGUUUUCUGUUUUUUUUUUUUCUUUCAAUGUAAAGUUUUAUAAACUUCCUCUGAUACCUCCUUAAUUGAAGCAAAAUUACUGUUA
This is a messenger RNA of Dendrobium catenatum, 1928 nucleotides long. Its product is annotated as myosin-binding protein 7. Lineage: Eukaryota; Viridiplantae; Streptophyta; Magnoliopsida; Asparagales; Orchidaceae. Bases 255 to 1673 code for a protein of 472 amino acids. The record is from RefSeq and is a predicted model, not a curated record. The transcript is spliced from 4 exons.